This is a messenger RNA of Colletotrichum lupini, 636 nucleotides long. RefSeq names its product methyltransferase. The record is from RefSeq and is a predicted model, not a curated record. NCBI's taxonomy places the organism in Eukaryota, Fungi, Ascomycota, Sordariomycetes, Glomerellales, Glomerellaceae. The transcript has a single exon. Bases 1 to 636 code for a protein of 211 amino acids.
AUGAUCGCCAGCACAAUAACACAACCGGACUCACCAUGCUCUCUUCAAUCCUCAGAUAUUGAAAAGUUUGCAAGCAUGGCAGCAACAGCAAAGCCGAACACGGCGGCCGGUGCCGCAAUCUACAUGCCCAUACUCCUUCGCUACAUCUAUGACCCGGUCGUCCUCGGCUUCUACUGCCCGAAAGCAUGGCGUAUCACAUCAAGACGCAUGCGGGAGUUCUUCAACAGGCACGUCUCCAGCGCCUCGGCCCGUUCACAGUCGCCCAGCCUCCGCAGAACAUCAGAUACCAACGCCUUCUCACCCUGUCGGAUACUGGAUAUCGGCGUCGGCACGGGAUACUUUCUCAAGCAUGCACCCAUACCAGCCGGGUCCGAGGUCUACCUCGCCGACCUCAACCCCGCGGCCCUGGAAGCAGCUAGAGAACGAACGCUAGACGCGCAUCCCGAGACGACCUGCGAGACCUCUGUCGCCGACUUUCUAGACCCCCUGGGAACGGGCCUAUGCUGCAAGGACCUUGGCGGGGGAGACUUUGACGCGAUUUCCGUCAUGAUGCUGCUGCAUUGCGUGCCUGGUCCGCCGUCGAAUAAGGCCGAGGCUUUAAUGCGCUUGCGGCGAAGAGGUAGAUGGAUACGAUGA